AUGGCUUCUACAGAAGUUGUGGGCGCAAUGCCACCGCCAGACGGUGUUGUUCCGGACUUUUCUCUUACAAGAACCUCUGUGCAGCAGAAAUUCAUCGUCACGUAUGCCAUAACCUUGGGGAUUGCCAUUCUUCUCGUUCUACUGCGGCUGUAUCCACGGCUUUUUCUUCUCAAGUCUUUUGGACUGGACGACUGGGCUGUUAUUGCAUCCACUCUCUUCUCCAUAGCCUUCUUUGUGUUAUGCUUUGUUUCAAUGGAAUAUGGGUUCGGCAGACACCUGUACAAUGUCCCAGUCACUUCUCUUCCGAUGUAUCUUAAGCUGCUCAUACCCAUCGUGGUGACCUAUUGCUGGGCGCCUUUUAUGACCAAGUUUUCCAUUCUCAUUCUAUACCACCGUUUAAACCCGUCCCCAAAGUUCCGCUAUAUAAUCUACUUCUUGAUGUUCGUUAUCACAGGCUACACCCUGGCAACAACGCUGGCAACAGCCGGUGGAUGCAAUCCCCUGAAUACAGGAAAAACCCCCUGCAUCAACAGCCUAGCCCUGUGGCAGGCAAUCCUCAACAUCGUGACCGAUUUUCUGAUGCUGUUGAUGCCCAUUCCACUACUAUGGGCACUGCAAUUACCGCUCCUACAGAAACUUUCCUUGGGGUUGAUUUUUGCAAUUGGAUCUGCAGCAAUGAUCACCAGCAUCGUCCGCAUCACAUACAUCAUGAACAUCCUCGACAAGCAAGACUUCACCUGGUACGAAGCAACCGUCUGCGUGUGGUCGGCAAUCGAACUCAACUUCGGAAUUAUGUGCAACUGUCUCGCCGUCCUCAAGCCCCUCGUCCGUCUCGUCUUCCCAAUGCUGGUUCCCAGCUCCUACGGCGAAAACAGAUACCGCUCAGACCGGUCAUACCCCUCGCGGCACCGGAAGCAAAGCGGCUCUCAUCCGCUGGAGUUUUUUGAUCAUGGUGACGGUGGUGGUCGGAGGGAUAUUCAUUUGGGGAACAGUGGGGAGAUUAAGGGCAUUACAGUGACGAGGUCUUACCGUGUUGAUUCGCCGUCGGGGAAUGGGGGUGUAGAGACGGAGAGCACGGAGAAUAUUUUUGAGGCUCGGGGGACGGAGAGUCUCUCGGUUUGUAUUUAA
This is a messenger RNA of Aspergillus versicolor CBS 583.65, 1128 nucleotides long. RefSeq lists its product as uncharacterized. The transcript is spliced from 9 exons. The record is from RefSeq and is a predicted model, not a curated record. NCBI's taxonomy places the organism in Eukaryota, Fungi, Ascomycota, Eurotiomycetes, Eurotiales, Aspergillaceae. The coding region runs from base 1 to 1128 and encodes 375 amino acids.